AUGUCGAAAUCAGAAUUCCAUGUCGCCAUCAUUGGCGCUGGCCUAUCAGGACUCUCUCUAGCACUCGCUUUGCAGCAGCAGAACAUACAAUGUACACUUUACGAAGGCCGCGAUGCACCUCUCGAUACUGGCGGCGGGUUGAUGCUUCAUCCCAAUGGGCUCAAAGCUCUGCAAGCCAUUGGCGUCUAUGAAACUCUACUUGAGAAAGCUUGGCCUUUUGACAACAUCUACGUCCAAAAUGGUAUCACGGGCGAAAUUCUGCAGAACAUCGAGAACGGAAGCAUAGAGAAAUACGGCAUGCACGCGGUGCGAAUUAACCGCUACACUCUUCUGGGGCAACUUUUGAACAAAGUACGCCAAAGCGAGAUACCGAUCCACUUCAACCGCAAGUACUCCCACAUCGUUUCGGAAACAGAGGAAGAAGUCACAUGGCAGUUCGACGACGGCAGUAGCGCCAGCGCUUCUAUCCUCGUGGGAGCUGAUGGAAUCCAUUCUGCCGUUCGAAAAUACAUCGCACCUGAUGUCAAGCCUAUCUACGGCGGCUUCGUUACUCUCGUGGCUGCCGUGCCAACUGCUCAAUUCGGCCUACCGGAAAGGGAUUCCAAAAAUUACAAUGAUCCAAACAAUAGUUUUCCGAUGCCGGGCGGGAUUGUCGUGCCUCAACUUGGGGCCUUUGUCGCCUCUCCGGAGACCAAGAGUGCCGACAAGUGUAUGAUCACGGUGAUGCGUCCCUUUCCCAGAGAAGCAGAGCGUUGGACGCCGAUCGACAAUGACAAAAACCGACUUCGAUCGAUUCUUCGCGAGAACUCAGAGAAGUUCCCCCGAGUCGUCAGGAAUGCGCUUUCGGAUAUACCGGACAAGCAGCUGCGUGUAUGGCCUGCAUAUACUGUUCCCUUGCUAGAGCAUUGGACCUCUGCGAACACUGGCUCGAAUCCCAAGGGGCGAGUGGUGAUCAUCGGGGAUGCUGCACAUGCGUUACCACCAUCAUCAGGACAGGGUUGCAAUCAGGCCUUUGAGGACAUCAACAGCUUUGCCGCUGUCCUGGGCAAGCUCGGCAACGACUUGAGCCGCGAGCGAUUACAAAAGGCGCUGCGUGGAUGGCAGCUGUUCAGGCAGGAGAGAGUCGAUUGCGUGCUGAGACUCAACAAACACAUGGAGACGCUGCGCAUGCCUGCGUCGGUUCUGGCUGAGAAGGGCAUCACAAAUGAUCCCGAGACCCUCAAGGCGAACCUGAAGAAGGAGUCUCAUGAAGUAUUCAAGCUUGAUCACGACGAGGCUGUGCGGGAAUGUUGGAAAAGGGCUCAUUUAGAAUGA
Zasmidium cellare ATCC 36951 is the source of this 1314-nucleotide messenger RNA. RefSeq lists its product as uncharacterized. NCBI's taxonomy places the organism in Eukaryota, Fungi, Ascomycota, Dothideomycetes, Mycosphaerellales, Mycosphaerellaceae. The record is from RefSeq and is a predicted model, not a curated record. The transcript has a single exon. Gene Ontology annotation, molecular function: monooxygenase activity; FAD binding. Bases 1 to 1314 code for a protein of 437 amino acids.